GGCAGGCAGGUAUUUCCGGUUACCUCACGAAAAGCGCCGGAAGUGGCCUAGGACCAAGAAUCGGGCCCGCUGUCGCUUCAGGGGGGAGACACCACGAGCCGGCGCGUGGGGAGUGAGUGCGCGAGGCGGCGCUAAGGAACUAAUUGAAUGGGACUUCAAAUACUGGUUGAUAAAAUAGACGCAAAAUGGCAUAUAGAAGAGAUGAAAUGUGGUCUGAAGGACGAUAUGAGUAUGAAAGACUUCCAAGAGAACGACUCCCACCACGAAUUCAUUCUGACGGUACACAGUAUGUAUUUGGCAACAUAAAACCUCAGGGGUCAGCAAAAUUUCUUCAUUUUCAACAAACUGGAAACCAGAUAAGUUUGAACAGGGAUGACUACCAUAGAGUAGUUAAUGUUGCACCCAAGAAACCACCACUACUAGAUAGACCUGCAGAAGGAAGUUACAGUAGAUAUGAUGAUUAUAGUCAUGUUGACUACAGAGCCUAUGAGGAGGGCCGAAGUUUUUCCCAUGAACGAAGAAGUGGCCCACCACAUAGAGGGGAGGAACCAGGAUACAGGUGGCCAAAGGAAGACUAUUCCAUAAGUCGACAGCCCGACUACAGGGACAUCAGAGAUGGCCUCAGAAGAAAAAGCUUCUAUCCUUCCCAUUAUUUGAGAGAGAGAUCCCCUCAUAAGAGGGACUCUCCUUUCUUCAGAGAAUCGCCUGUGAGCCGAAGGGAUUCUCCACACAGCAGAUCCGGCUCCAGUGUCAGCAGCAGGAGCUACUCCCCUGAAAGAAGCAAAGCCUAUUCUUUCCACCAGUCCCAGCAUAGCAGAAGUAUGUCAUCUUUACAUAAAAGAAAUAUUUCUCAGCAAGGUAAAGAGAGACCUUCUGCUCAGUCACUGAAAACGUCAAGAGAUGCAUCCCCAUCAGGUUCCACAGCAGUAACCUCUUCAAAGGUCUUGGAUAAAAGCAGCAGGCUGUCUGAAAAGGAACUUGCAGAGGCUGCAAGCAAAUGGGCAGCUGAAAAAUCAGAGAAGGCCGAUGAAAGCAAUUUACCUGAUAUUACUGAAUAUGAGGCGGGGUCCUCAGCUCCAUUAUAUGUUGAACGGACAGAAGAAACAGAGACAAAUAUAACAGAUAGUACAGAAUUGUAUGAAGACAACCAGCUUCUUGGCCGCUCAAAAGCAAUUGCAACAAAAACCAAAGAGAUUGAACAGGUUUACAGGCAAGACUGUGAAACCUUUGGCAUGGUAGUGAAGAUGCUGAUUGAUAAAGAUCCUUCAUUAGAAAAGUCCAUUCAGUUUGCCCUGAGACAAAAUUUGCAUGAGAUAGGUGAGCGAUGCAUUGAAGAACUUAAACAUUUCAUUGCUGAAUAUGAUGCUGCCAAUCAAGAGUUAGCAGAGUCCUUUAAAGAGGGUGCAUAUUAAGAACAAAAAAUAUGCUUUUAGAUUUUCCAUAUUGUAUAUGCCGUUAAUAUAUAAAUAUGCUUUUUGUGGAGAAGGGGAAUACUUGCUGGAGGUUUGAAGCCAAGGCCCGUGUACCUUCAUAGUAGCUGACGAUAGAUUGUUCAUUGUCCAGGUCAUUUAAUUGUGUUCUUCUAAUGUGUAUUUGUUUUGUGACAUUUAUUCCUUUGAAAAGGAUACAUGUUUCAAUAAUGAUGUAAAGUGACAAACUAUUUUUGAAAUCCUUUACACAAUUACCUAGAAAAAAAGAUUUGUUCGAUGUAUGUAUACUUUUGUUUCAAUGUUUAGAAGUGUGAGUAAGCACUGUAUUUUUAUUAAAAUAACACAAAGCAGUUCUUCAUUCCUCAGCCUAUAUUCAAAAACAAGGAUGUUCUCUUGUUUAUACAUGCUAUAGAAAAACUUGCAAGGUUGUUCAUGACCGUGGUUUACUUUUAUCAUAUAUUUUUGCCUUGUGGUUUUAAAGUUCAGGUCCAUUCUGAAAAAUGACAUCUGUGGAUUCCUUGUUUGACUCAGUGACUGCCAGAACAAUUUGCUCACUUGACAAGGGAAGUGAUGUCUUUUCUAAUUUUAGCACUGCAAACUCCACUUAAUAUCCUAAAGACAAGCUGGGUUGUUUUCUUUUCAUGUAUCAUCAGUAUAAAAUUGGUUUGGUAGGCUGAAUUCUACUUUCAGUUACAUCUGUGCAACUGAGGGCAGAAUUUUCCCUGUGGUUCAAACUUAGUUAACAGUUCUGCUUGAUACUUAGAGCAGUACAGGGCUAACUAGAGGUUUGUUGUUGUUUUUUUUUUUUUUAAAGUGAAAAAAAUAAUUGUGACAGAAGAAAAGGUCCACUGGGCAACAGUGCUAGUUCUGAUAUAAGUGAAAUUUCUGAAAAGUGAUUAAGGAUCAGUUUGUGGUACCUUGUUAAAAUUAAGAGUCUGCAUCUUCAUUUUUAAAAAGAGAUUGACAUAUUAGAAACAUUCCACCUUAGACAGUUACAAAAUUUCUAAGACAUAUUACACAGAGGUUAGUAGAAGCAGAGUUAAGCUCCUUGUAUCUAUCUGUAUUACAUAACAUGUUUGAAACUAAAUGUAAAGAGCCAAUGACUUUAAAACCGACCACUUCUAUGACACGUAGGCUGCUUCACCUAACAAAUACUGUGAGCCCCAUUCUACAGUCGUGUACUAUCAUUAACUUCAUUGGGACUACUUACAAGGGAGUAAACAAAUGUAUGGUAAUCAUUUUGUAUGUAGAAGUUGGUGUGUACUCAUACUCACCAUUACCGUUCUUCACAAUGGGUUGCACAUACUGGGUUGCACCUUUCUGGUAUAGGAAUUCAAUAAACGUCUACAUCAGACUCAUGCUAUGGGUCUGGUUUGUUUUAGCGUCAGUGCCUGUGCUUUAGAUUGACUCUUCUGUGAUAACGAAUUUAUCCAAUGCAGUUAACUAUUCAUACAAAAACUGAAACUGUUUGAAAAAUGGCUGAGUCUUUCCUCACCUACUAUCAUAGGCGCCGACUCUGUGGGUGCUCCCUGCCCCCUCCUCCCCGCUCCAGCUCACCAACACUCCACCUCCUCCACGAGCGCGCUGCGUGCCCGCUUUUUCCCCCUAGUUCCCAGCGCUUGUACCGCAAAACAGCUGUUUUGUGUGGCAGGGAGGGAGGAGGGGGAACGCAGCAUGCUCGGGAAAGAGGUGGGGCCAGAGCGGGAAUUUGGGAGGGGUCCAAUAGGGGCAGGAAGGGGGUGGAGUUGGGGUGGGGACUUUCCGGGAAGAGGUUGGAAUGGGGGCAGGGCAGGGAAAGGAUGGAGUCGGGGCGGGGCCAGGGGCUUGGGGGGGGCACAAGCACCCACCGGCGCUGGAGAAAGUUGGCACCUAUGCCUACUAUGUUUUCAGCCUUUGAAAAAUUUUGUCAUUGUUAGCUACGAGUACUCUCGUAGCAAAAUCAGUGUUAUACAUAAGUUUGUACUCAUGGUUAGAACUCUUAAGGUUAUAAGCACUGAACAAAAUUUAGGAAUAUGUGUUUAAUAAUAAUACAUCUUGCUAAUAAUUAUGACAAAUGCCUACUGUUCUUGUCAAGAAUGCCAGUUUUUACUGUACUUCAGUAUUCUUCAUUAAGGAAUAUGUUCCUAAUGCUUAAUUUGCAACAAAUAAUCUCUAAAAAGUAGAGAAUAUUGUGAGCACAUGCUUUAUUUUAUGAAAAUCUGUUUUACAUAAAUCAUCUGUUUCUCAAAUCAGAUUAAAUCUGUGAUAGCAACCAAGGG
Dermochelys coriacea (leatherback sea turtle) is the source of this 3688-nucleotide messenger RNA. It is a transcript of the gene PPHLN1, whose product is annotated as periphilin 1. The transcript has 12 exons. Bases 186 to 1412 code for a protein of 408 amino acids. Gene Ontology annotation, cellular component: nucleoplasm. Lineage: Eukaryota; Metazoa; Chordata; Testudines; Dermochelyidae. Gene Ontology annotation, biological process: negative regulation of DNA-templated transcription; negative regulation of gene expression, epigenetic; protein localization to heterochromatin. The record is from RefSeq and is a predicted model, not a curated record.